This is a messenger RNA of Symbiodinium sp. CCMP2456, 2091 nucleotides long. Lineage: Eukaryota; Dinophyceae; Suessiales; Symbiodiniaceae. The record is from the annotation of a GenBank genome assembly.
AUGGACCUGGAAGGAAGGGCGCCGCUCGCAGCAUCCCGACUCUGGGUCUUUGCCUCAGACGCCUCCUUUGAGACACCCAUCUCCGUGGUUCCAGAUCUGGUCGAGGCUGUCUCUGUCCAUCCCGGCCUGGGGGUGAAGAUGUCGGGGAAGAGGCUGCGCUUUGGGGCGAUGCCACAGGACGUCUUUUCAGACUUCGGCCCACCGCAGCAGGUUUGUGUGAAGGAUAUGAUCCAGCCACCUCUGGACGCCUUCCGUAUCCACUCCCGCACGCCGCUGAGACCGGCGAGCUUGGACUACUACUACAACUACUUCUACCUCGGAAUGGAUGUGCUCUUCGACGGGCAGACCCAUCUGGUGCAGAAGAUCGUGCUCCACACGAAUCCACCAACCCAUGAGCGUUUCUCUCGGUAUACGCGGUGUUUCUUCCAGUUGCAGAUCGAGGCACAGGCACAUGAAAGCCACCAUCGGCAUCACGAGGAUGAUAAGAAGGGGAUUGGAAAGACGAUGACGGUGCUGUUCACAAUGUUCGGCAUGAGCAGCUGGUGGGUUGGCAACGCAAUCUUUGCUCAGCUCCCGCUGCUGGUCUCUCGCCUGCCGGAGUCCGACGCCCUCGGCACGCAGCUAUCGAUGAUGGUGCAAGCAGGUAACAUCUUCUCCAUCAGCUACAAGAUCAUUGAGCAUCACGUGGGGCCAUUGGAUGCAAACCUUGUCGUCAACGGCAUGCACCAAGCAUCCCUCCUUCUUUUGAUGUUCCUGGCUCUUUUCUGGGACUCGCAGCUGAUGGGUCGGAGCCUGCCUUUGCUGGGCUUUUCGAUUCUUGCCGGUGGCCUCGGCUGCCUGUCGGACCUGACCUACUGGUCGCUGGUGAUGCGGCAUCCUCCACCGUGUACCAAAGCUGUCGGUGUAGGCAUGUCUCUUGGCAACUUCGUGGUUCUGGGCUUGUCCACCGUUCAGGUGACGGGACGCAGUGUGGACAACCCCCGCUUUGGCGUGACGAACUUCUUUGUGUCGGCAGCACUGUUUCAGAUGCUUUGGGGUAUCGUGACGCUCAUCGUCCAGGACAAGCUUGGCCCUGCAGUGGUCUGGGCCGCGGGAUUCGUUUCGGAAAGCUUCGGGAAGCGCCUCCUGAACUUGAUCAAUCCCAUGCACGAGAAGGCGGUCGCCUUGCUGCGCGCUGAGCAGGAGGAGGAGGCCCAGGCCCAGCCUGCGGCCGCCGUGACGGACCACCCGGGGCCAAAGUCCUCGGGGCUGCCGCGGAAGAAGAAGAUUCUGCUCUUUGAAGCGGUCAACUUCUGUACAUAUGCCACAACUUACACCUUGCCUUGCAUUUUGCCUUUCGUCGCGGCGGCUUUUCCUGAGAGAAGUCAGCAAUGCCAUCUGCUCCUGAACAUGAUGAUCUUUCAAUCCAUUGGAGACGUCAGCGGUCGAAUGCUAGCUCCCACGUCCAAGAGUGGAUCCUUGCAAAAAAAGCUGCCGCUGGUUGGCGGUGUGGUGCUUCCUCUCUGCUUCAGCAUUCUCAUAGCUUCUGCAGUGGACACUUCCAUUAUCUCCGAUGUGCUGUCCUACGAGCAGGCAGCAUUGGUUCUCCCGCUGAUAGUCAUGUGCUUCUUCUUCUCCCGCGGCAUGCUUGUCUCUGCCGUCUUCCUUCGAGCGAGAGGCCUCACCAGUAGCCGCGAGGCGGCGGAGCACUUAGCCUCGACCAUGGGCUUCUGUGGCCAGAUGGGCGCACUGUCUGCCAACGUGGCCGCCCAAGUGGAAGAGUCUCCACUGCAGCUCGUUGGAGUGGAAGGGACAGCGAUGAGCUCCGAUGAUCAAGAGCUGGAAGGUAAGCCAAGCUUUGCAGGCGUCUGUAUCGAUGUCCGAUGGCUGUGGCCUGACAUCGAAGAGGCCUUGCAAAACGCGGGCUUCUCGAAGUCACGACCACUCGUCAUGAACCAAAGUGACGACAGCCACACAUCUUUCGGCAGCAGAUACUUCUACGCAUUUCCUGGACUCAUCUUCGAGGUGAUGCAGAAUGGGUACCUGGCCUCAUUGACAAUGUUUCAGGUUCCCACGUCCGAGCUUCCGUCAAUGUUCCAUGGCUGGUCCUAA